Molecule: messenger RNA, 954 nt
Organism: Nannospalax galili (Upper Galilee mountains blind mole rat)
Lineage: Eukaryota; Metazoa; Chordata; Mammalia; Rodentia; Spalacidae
Product: olfactory receptor 52E8
Exons: 1
Coding region: 1-954 (317 amino acids)
Biological process (GO): G protein-coupled receptor signaling pathway
Cellular component (GO): membrane
Molecular function (GO): olfactory receptor activity; G protein-coupled receptor activity
Source: RefSeq, a predicted model, not a curated record
AUGGCAGAGAGAACAUUCAUGUCUAAUGACACCCAGCUCCAUCCUUCCUCAUUCCUACUGCUGGGCAUCCCGGGUCUAGAACAUGCACACGUCUUGAUUGGAUUCCCCCUUUUCUUUGUCUAUAUCAUUGCCAUUCUGGGGAAUGUUGCUGUUUUAUUUGUGAUCCAAACUGAACACAGUCUCCAUGAGCCCAUGUACUAUUUCCUGGCCAUGUUGGAUUCCAUUGACCUGGGUCUAUCCACAGCCACCAUCCCCAAAAUGCUGGGCAUCUUCUGGUUCAGUCUCAGGGAAAUAUCUUUUGGAAGCUGCCUUUCUCAGAUGUUCUUCAUCCACUUCUUCACAGCCAUGGAGAGCAUUCUGUUGGUGGCCAUGGGCUUUGACCGCUAUAUUGCCAUUUGUAAACCCCUUCAAUACACUGUGAUCCUCACCAGCAAAGUCAUUGGCAUCAUCGGGGGCAUUGCUGUGCUGCGGAGUCUGUGCAUGGUGGCUCCAUUAGUGUUUCUUCUCCUGAGAUUGCCCUACUGUGGACACCACAUCAUCCCUCAUACCUACUGUGAGCACAUGGGCAUUGCCCGGCUAGCCUGUGCCAGCAUCAAGGCCAACAUCAUGUUUGGUCUUUUUGAUAUCGCUCUCUUGCUGUUGGAUGUAGUCCUUAUCAUUCUGUCCUAUGUCAGGAUCCUCCAUGCUGUGUUCUGCCUGCCCUCCUGGGAAGCCAGGCUCAAGGCUCUCAACGCCUGUGGAUCCCACAUGGGUGUUAUUUUAGCCUUCUUCACACCAGCCUUUUUCUCUUUCUUGACACAUCGCUUUGGCCAUAAUGUGCCCCAAUACAUUCACAUUCUCUUGGCCAACCUCUAUGUGGUUGUCCCACCAGCUCUCAAUCCUGUGAUCUAUGGGGUAAGAACCAAGCAGAUUUGGGAACGAGUCCUGAGGAUUUUCCUUAAGAAAUAUCAUUAG